Messenger RNA from Drosophila teissieri, 2355 nucleotides. RefSeq names its product homeotic protein proboscipedia (gene pb). The transcript is spliced from 8 exons. The coding region runs from base 1 to 2355 and encodes 784 amino acids. Gene Ontology annotation, molecular function: DNA binding; DNA-binding transcription factor activity, RNA polymerase II-specific. Gene Ontology annotation, biological process: regulation of DNA-templated transcription. NCBI's taxonomy places the organism in Eukaryota, Metazoa, Arthropoda, Insecta, Diptera, Drosophilidae. The record is from RefSeq and is a predicted model, not a curated record.
AUGCAAGAAGUCUGCAGUACCCUGGACACUACCUCGAUGGGCACCCAAAUCAAAUCGGAAUCUCCGCUGAAUCCACUGCAGGUGCAAACUGGACAGACGUCCCUUCCAGUGGGUGGUUGCGGUGGUGCGGCCAUCGUUGGUGGUGUUGGUGGCGUGGGAGUGGGUGUUGGUCAGCCCGGAAUCGGACAGCAGGGGGUGCCACCUGUGCCGGCGGUACUCAUGGUCAACAAGAUGACCCCGAACUGUGAUAAACGAAGCACGGACACGGCCUAUUGGAUGACAGCAUCCGAGGGCGGUUUCAUAAAUUCGCAGCCAUCGAUGGCUGAGUUCCUCAACCACCUGAGUCCGGAGAGUCCCAAAAUGGGAACACCUGUUGGAUCCGGCGCCAUCGGCGGAGUGGGCGUCAACGUGAACGUCAAUGUCGGCGUCGGAUAUCCGGUUGGCGUUGUCCCUCAAACGCCGGAUGGAAUGGACUCUGUGCCGGAGUAUCCCUGGAUGAAGGAGAAGAAGACAUCCCGCAAAAGCAGCAACAACAACAAUCAGGGUGAUAACUCCAUUACUGAAUUCGUUCCAGAAAACGGCCUGCCCCGACGACUCCGCACCGCGUACACCAAUACCCAGCUGCUGGAGCUGGAAAAGGAAUUCCAUUUCAAUAAAUAUUUAUGCCGCCCAAGGAGGAUCGAGAUAGCUGCCAGCCUGGACCUUACGGAGCGACAGGUAAAAGUUUGGUUCCAAAACCGCCGCAUGAAGCACAAGAGGCAAACGCUCUCAAAAACGGACGACGAGGACAACAAGGACAGCCUCAAAGGUGACGAUGAUCAGUCCGACAGUAACUCCAAUUCGAAGAAAUCGUGUCAAGGCUGCGAACUGCCCUCCGAUGAUAUACCCGAUUCCACGUCGAAUUCCCGGGGACACAACAACAACACGCCGAGCGCCACCAACAACAACCCGAGUGCUGGAAGCCUGACUCCAAACUCGUCCCUGGAAACGGGCAUCUCUUCGAACCUGAUGGGCAGCACCACCGUAUCCGCCUCAAAUGUGAUCAGCGCCGACUCCAGUGUGGCAUCUAGUGUGAGCCUCGAUGAGGACAUUGAGGAGAGCAGUCCCAUCAAGGUGAAGAAGAAAGACGAUGGUCAGGUCAUCAAAAAGAAGGCGGUAUCCACCUCUUCGAAGGCCUCGCCCUUUGGCUAUGAGAACUCCACUCCCAGUCUGGUCAGUUUUCGACGGGAUUCCGAUGCCGCCGCCGUCGGAAAUACACCCACCAGCAAGGCAGUCGGCAAGAAACGCUUUCAGAGUGCCACCAAUACCAUUGCCACGCCCACACUCCUUUCGGACGGCAAUAGUGGAAACGGAAAUGGAAACGGGGGUGGAGGUGGCCCAGCUGGCGGCUACUUUCCAGGCUAUUAUCCUAGUCCCAAGCAGCAGCAGCAUAUGCAGCAGCAGCAACUGCACCCGCAACAGCAGCAGCUGCCGCAGCAGCAGACGCAGGACUACUACGGCAAAUACGACAUCGAAUUCGCCGCCUCACCGCACCACAAUCCGAACAACAAGCAGCAGACGCUGCACGGCGAGUACCUAAGUCCCAAGCCAAGUGCGCCCAGUUUCCACCAAAACAGUCAACAGCAGCAGCAGAACGACCAGUUCUACUACAACUACAACGACACCAACGGCAGUGCGUACUUGAACCACCAGCAACAGCACCCCCACCACCCACAGCACCACCAGCAGCCGCACCACCACCAAAACCAUGUAGCCGACUUUGAGGCGCCAGUCAAUGGACCCAGCAACUUCAACAAUGGCGCCUACUACGACAACAUGAGUUUUCAACAACAGGCGCAAGCUCACCAACACCAAACGGUGGUCUUCCAACAGCAGCAGCCACAGCAGCCAGCGGCGAUUAACCACCAGCACAUGCAUCACCUGGGAACUGGGGAGACAUAUAGUGCUCUUGGCCUGCAGAUGGAGAACUGCGAGGGCUACAACAAUUUUGGGGCCGCCGGAAGCGGUGGUGGGUACUACGAGGCGGGUCAGCAACCUCCUGUUCCGGCCACCCAUGUCCAUGGACACCAUCCUCACCACGUGCAGGUGCCGGCUCAGGCGCAUGCGCACAUCCAUGCCCAUCACAAUUCUGCGGCGAUUCCCGGAGGAGUGGGAGUCGCACCGCCGCCCUCGCACAUCCACGGAUUCGCCAUCAAUGGAGCACCGGCUGGUCAGGGCCAGGGAUUCGGAAACAACGGAAGCACUGCAGCUGGGACCGCUGCGAUCAGUGGGUUGGAGAACUCAAAUAGCUCGGACUUCAACUUUCUAAGCAACCUGGCUAACGACUUUGCGCCGGAGUACUACCAACUCAGUUAG